CUGCCCGGAAAGACGCUGGCAUGCCUGCUCGGUACAAAACCGCGAUCGGCUGAGCAGCUAUGGCGCCUGAACAUGGCGAUGCACUACGGGCAGGGUGUUGUGGUUGGCGUUGCCCGUGCGCUGAUGAGUUACCAUGGAAUCCGCGGCCCGUUUGCAGAUUCAAUGUUUACAAGUCUUCGGCUGCUAGUCGACCAGACUCUGGAAAGCUGGACAGGCGUUGGCGCCUUACCUUGGACGUGGCCGUUUGGGGAGCAGAUAAUCGACUUGGCGCAUAAGGCGGUUUAUGCAAUGGCAACGGGAUAUUUCAGAGCUUUGGAUUCGGUAAACGUCUUUUGGAGGUAA
Messenger RNA from Lasiosphaeria miniovina, 342 nucleotides. RefSeq lists its product as uncharacterized. The annotation marks the transcript as partial. NCBI's taxonomy places the organism in Eukaryota, Fungi, Ascomycota, Sordariomycetes, Sordariales, Lasiosphaeriaceae. The transcript is spliced from 2 exons. The record is from RefSeq and is a predicted model, not a curated record.